CGUUGCCACGUUCUGUCAGACAAGCACAGCGCUACACUCAUCUCUUCCCAUUUCGGCGUCAGAGUUUUUUGCCGGCGGUCGUUUCGUUGGUAGUUAACUGUUCGCUUCAUCUCAUCAUCAUGGUGUUAAGGGUUGUUACUCUUGUUGUUUUAUGUUUAAUUGGAAACAUUUAUGCAGAAAUAACAGAAGAUGAAGGAGUUCUAGUUCUGACUAAAGCUAAUUUCCAACAGGCCCUUUCGGAGAAUGAGUUUCUGCUGGUGGAAUUUUAUGCACCAUGGUGUGGUCACUGUAAAGCACUGGCCCCCGAGUACGUCAAAGCUGCUGAAAGCUUGAAGAAGGCUGGUUCACCGAUAAGACUAGCCAAGGUUGACGCCACCCAAGAGCCUGAACUGUCCGAAGAGCAUGGAGUGAGAGGUUAUCCAACUCUCAAGUUCUUCAAGAAUAGCAACCCUGUCCCAUACAGCGGAGGACGUUCUGCCAACGACAUUGUGUCAUGGCUGACUAAGAAGACUGGACCACCAGCCAAGGUCAUUGAGAGCCUGGAAGAUGCUAAGGCUUUCGUUGACAGCGCUGAUGUCACUAUCGUUGGAUUCUUCAAGGAUGACAGCUCAGACUUGGCCAAGGCUUUCAACGGAGUGGCUGACGCAUUGGACGACUAUGUGUUUGCCAUCACCUCCAACGCAGACUUUGCAAAGGAGCACGGCAUCGAGGAUGAACAAAUUGUCCUGUUCAAGAAGUUUGAUGAUGGCAAGUCAGUGUACGAAGGCAAGGCUGAGGUGGACGCUGUCAAGAAGUUUGUACAGACAGAGUCCUUGCCUCUGGUGGUAGAGUUCAACCAUGACACGGCCCAGAAGAUCUUUGGCGGAGACAUCAAGAGCCACCUGUUGUUGUUCCUCAGCAAGGCUGCUGGACACUACGAGGACCUGCUCGUCAACGCCAAGAAUGUGGCCGCGCCCUUCAGAGACCAGAUCCUGUUUGUUUCCAUCAACGCUGAUGAGGAAGACCAUGGAAGAAUCCUUGAGUUCUUCGGCAUGAAGAAGGACGAGGUUCCCUCAAUGAGAAUCAUCAAGUUGGAAGAAGACAUGGCCAAGUACAAACCUGCCAAUGCGGAACUGGAGUCUGACAACAUUAAGAGCUUUGUACAAGACUUCCUUGAAGGAAAACUCAAGCAACAUCUGCUCAGCCAGGAUCUGCCUGAUGACUGGGACGCCAAGCCUGUCAAGACCCUGGUCGCCACCAACUUUGACGAGAUUGUGUUCAACAAGGACAAGCUGGUCUUGGUAGAGUUCUAUGCUCCUUGGUGUGGACACUGCAAGCAGCUCUCUCCCAUCUACGAUGAUUUGGGAAAAGAGUUUGAGAGCAGAGACGAUGUUGUGAUUGCCAAGAUUGACUCCACGGCCAACGAGCUUGAGCACACCAAGAUCACCAGCUUCCCCACACUCAAGCUGUACACCAAGGGAGACAAUAAGGCUAUUGAGUACAGUGGAGAGAGAACAUUAAAGGGACUGACUGCUUUCAUCAACAGUGGUGGAGCGGAGGGUGCUCCAGGCCAGGCUGAGGCUGAGGAGGAGGAUGAAGACGACGACCUUCCCAAGAAGGACGAGCUGUAAGCAGCUCUGCCAGCGACUGCCUGAGACUAAACAUACUUGUACAUAAACUUACAGAACGUUGUUGUGGUUGUGUUAAAUUUGGACUCGAGAGUGACGGAUGACUCCCAACAUUUAGUUUCGGUUGCAACGAACGAUCGUUCCGAGAAGGAUGUACAGGAUACUCCAUAGUUCCAAAUAAUUCAUUCCAAUGUUUAGGAUAACCGUGAAUUUUUAAAAAUUAUAUUUUUUCAUACAGUUAUAAUUGUACUCCAAACUAUUUUUAUCGUGUGGGUGUGUGAGCGUUUGUCUUGGUACACUUCUAAUUUUGUAAAAAGCACAAGUUAACUAGACCAGGGUGAUCGGUUCGAAGAGGUCUGUAGGUUUAUUUUGUUUUGUGUGAUCUAAAAGGUCGGUUAUUUAUGUAGUACAAAUUUGAGUGACAUCACGAAUUAUUUGUACCUGCUUGGAAGAAUUGAGAUUCUUGAUUUUUAGUUUUUGUAGUUUACGCAUGGUUUUCUUAUGAAUGUCCCACUGUUUUGUAACACUUAGCAGGGUGUUGUAUUUAUUCCUAAUUGUCUUCCGCAGAAAAAUAUAUUUUAAGAUUAUUUUACUCGUGAAGUUGAUAAUUGCAUGUUUCGUUACUGUACAAUUUCAUUCCUACAGACCUCUACUCAAGAUGGUGCAUUUCGAUUGAGUAGAAUAUUUUUUACUUAUUAAUUUAUAGUUUUGUAUUUCAGUAUAAUUAAUGUUUUGGAUUAUAUUCUGUAAUAAUGUUAAUGCCAUAAAGAUUUCGAGAUCUGUUUUACUGUUAUAAAUAGUUUAUGGUUUUGUUAAUAACUUAAAUACAUCAAAAACUGUGAUGCUGUAUCCAAAUAAUUUCUGAAAUAAAAUCUUUUUUUAAUUAA
Messenger RNA from Macrosteles quadrilineatus (aster leafhopper), 2494 nucleotides. RefSeq names its product protein disulfide-isomerase-like. The transcript is spliced from 10 exons. The record is from RefSeq and is a predicted model, not a curated record. Gene Ontology annotation, biological process: response to endoplasmic reticulum stress; protein folding. Gene Ontology annotation, cellular component: endoplasmic reticulum. Gene Ontology annotation, molecular function: protein disulfide isomerase activity. Bases 120 to 1610 code for a protein of 496 amino acids. NCBI's taxonomy places the organism in Eukaryota, Metazoa, Arthropoda, Insecta, Hemiptera, Cicadellidae.